This is a messenger RNA of Puma concolor (puma), 735 nucleotides long. The record is from RefSeq and is a predicted model, not a curated record. Lineage: Eukaryota; Metazoa; Chordata; Mammalia; Carnivora; Felidae.
GAGCGGAGCGAUCUAGCUUCCCCCAGUGCGGGCUUGCUGCAAGCCGGGGAGGGUCGCGGCUUCCCGGACAGCGCUUGCGCAGGGGACUCGAAGCUGAGAUUGUCCAAAGCCACAGGGAAAAUGGUGGAAAAUUCACCGUCGCCAUUACCAGAAAGAGCGAUUUAUGGCUUUGUUCUUUUCUUAAGCUCCCAGUUUGGCUUCAUACUGUAUCUUGUGUGGGCUUUUAUUCCUGAAACUUGGCUAAACUCCUUAGGCUUAACCUACUGGCCUCAAAAGUAUUGGGCGAUUGCAUUGCCCGUCUACCUCCUCAUUACUAUAGUAAUCGGUUAUGUACUCUUGUUUGGAAUAAACAUGAUGAGUACCUCUCCACUCAACUCCAUUCAUACGAUCACAGAUAACUAUGCUAAAAAUCAACAGCGGAAGAAUUACCAAGAAGAGGCCAUCCCGGCAUUAAGAGAUAUUCCUAUUAGUGAAGUAAACCAAAUGUUCUUUCUUGCAGCCAAAGAACAUCACACCCAAAACUAAAUUGUAUGUAGACUAACAACAAGCAUUUAUUAUAAAAGUUUUUGAUGUAAUAAUUUUGACCGUAAUUAUUUUGACUCUCUUGUUAAAACAUGAUAUUGAAAUGUAAAAAAAUAAGUUGAGCCUGUUUUAGAUAAAGUUCCGUUAAUAUUGUAAAUAUUCUUGGGGCGCCUGGGUAGCUCAGUCGGUUAAGCAUCUGAGUUCAGCUCAGGU